AUGUGCUCUUCCUCAACCUAUCCCACAGAGGCUGGAACCGCAAUCUCGACAUUGCAUGCCAAUGACCCUGGGACAACUGCAGACACCAUCAUCAAUGCCCUAGAGAGAGACGGUGCCUUGAUCGUCAAAGGCAUAGCCUCCAAAAGCCUAUGCGAACAGAUUCGAAGUGACCUAAAACCGCUCUUUGACUCAGACGUCAAAGAUGAUUCAGGCUUCUUCCCCCCCACCACGAAGCGCGCAACCGGGUUCUUUGCUACCUCAGACGCAUGUGUCGAACUAGCCAUCAACCCCUUGUUCCAAUCUGUUGCCGAGAAUGUCCUGGGUAGUAAGUACACAUACUGGGAAGGUCAAGAGCAGUUGACCGUUUUUGGAAAGCCCUACAUUGCUAGCGCUGUUGGGUUCCGCGUUGAGCCUGGUGGAAAACAACAGGCUCUUCAUAGAGAUGAUUCGGAUUAUCACCCUAGGAACUGCGACGUGCCCGUGAUGCUCGGUUGCGUGACGGCUUUGACCAAGACGACUAAAGAGAAUGGCGCGACUAUUGUGAUCCCAAAGAGUCAUCUCUGGGGCCCUGAUAGAUGCCCAUUAGAUGAAGAGGCUGUCCCCGGAGAGCUAGAAAUCGGCGAUGCUAUGCUCUUCCUGGGCAACGUGUAUCAUGCAGGCGGAGCCAACACGACCAAGCAUGAUGCCCGAGAAACAAUUGGCAUGUUCAUGUGUAAGGGAACAUUGAGACAGGAAGAAAACCAGUACCUGAGCAUACCCCCAAAGGUUGCAAAAGCUCGGAACUUCCCCCCCAAGAUGCUCAGAUUGUUGGGGUAUGGUAUGUGUCCACCGGCUUUGGGCUACUACAAGUAUCGGGAUCCGAUGAAAGUCAUCUUCGGGAUUGAGGAUGAAGAAACUAUCAAGAAGUAA
Molecule: messenger RNA, 909 nt
Organism: Fusarium mangiferae
Lineage: Eukaryota; Fungi; Ascomycota; Sordariomycetes; Hypocreales; Nectriaceae
Exons: 3
Coding region: 1-909 (302 amino acids)
Source: RefSeq, a predicted model, not a curated record